This is a messenger RNA of Rhipicephalus microplus (southern cattle tick), 906 nucleotides long. RefSeq names its product acidic repeat-containing protein-like. The record is from RefSeq and is a predicted model, not a curated record. Lineage: Eukaryota; Metazoa; Arthropoda; Arachnida; Ixodida; Ixodidae.
AUGCCGGAAGUGAGAAGUGAAGAUUCAUGGAGCGAUGACUCGUCCAGUGAAGAUUCAUGGAGCGAUGACUCGUCCAGUGAAGAUUCAUGGAGCGAUGACUCGUCCAGUGAAGAUUCAUGGAGCGAUGACUCGUCCAGUGAAGAUUCAUGGAGCGAUGACUCGUCCAGUGAAGAUUCAUGGAGCGAUGACUCGUCCAGUGAAGAUUCAUGGAGCGAUGACUCGUCCAGUGAAGAUUCAUGGAGCGAUGACUCGUCCAGUGAAGAUUCAUGGAGCGAUGACUCGUCCAGUGAAGAUUCAUGGAGCGAUGACUCGUCCAGUGAAGAUUCAUGGAGCGAUGACUCGUCCAGUGAAGAUUCAUGGAGCGAUGACUCGUCCAGUGAAGAUUCAUGGAGCGAUGACUCGUCCAGUGAAGAUUCAUGGAGCGAUGACUCGUCCAGUGAAGAUUCAUGGAGCGAUGACUCGUCCAGUGAAGAUUCAUGGAGCGAUGACUCGUCCAGUGAAGAUUCAUGGAGCGAUGACUCGUCCAGUGAAGAUUCAUGGAGCGAUGACUCGUCCAGUGAAGAUUCAUGGAGCGAUGACUCGUCCAGUGAAGAUUCAUGGAGCGAUGACUCGUCCAGUGAAGAUUCAUGGAGCGAUGACUCGUCCAGUGAAGAUUCAUGGAGCGAUGACUCGUCCAGUGAAGAUUCAUGGAGCGAUGACUCGUCCAGUGAAGAUUCAUGGAGCGAUGACUCGUCCAGUGAAGAUUCAUGGAGCGAUGACUCGUCCAGUGAAGAUUCAUGGAGCGAUGACUCGUCCAGUGAAGAUUCAUGGAGCGAUGACUCGUCCAGUGAAGAUUCAUGGAGCGAUGACUCGUCGACUGACGAUGGUGCGGAUUCGGCACCUGCUGUUUCUGGCGCUGGAGUCGAG